Messenger RNA from Grus americana (Whooping crane), 3887 nucleotides. RefSeq names its product component of oligomeric golgi complex 2 (gene COG2). Bases 167 to 1987 code for a protein of 606 amino acids. NCBI's taxonomy places the organism in Eukaryota, Metazoa, Chordata, Aves, Gruiformes, Gruidae. The transcript is spliced from 16 exons. Gene Ontology annotation, biological process: protein transport; Golgi organization; intra-Golgi vesicle-mediated transport. Gene Ontology annotation, cellular component: COG complex; membrane. The record is from RefSeq and is a predicted model, not a curated record.
CAGUGGGCGCUGCCGCGGCGGCGGGCGGCCGCUGUGCCUCUCUUGGCGCAGGCUGCGGCCUGCCCCGCCCCGCUGAUGCCUGCCCGUGCCGUGCUGGCGGAGGAGGCGUUGCUGUGGCAGCGGCGGGUCCUGCCGCCGCGUUGGGCCUGGCGGGUCGGGGCCGGUCAUGGAGGCGAAGAAGAUGAACCUGCCACGGGGUCCCGAGAACCUCUGCUUUGACAAGGACGAGUUCAUGAAGCCGGAUUUUGAUGUUGAUCACUUUGUGUCAGACUGCAGGAAACGUGUGCAGUUGGAAGAGCUCAGAGAGGAUCUGGAGCUCUAUUACAAACUCCUUAAAACUGCCAUGGUAGAACUCAUAAAUAAGGACUAUGCAGAUUUUGUUAAUCUCUCAACGAAUCUAGUUGGCAUGGAUAAGGCCCUUAAUCAGCUUUCGGUACCCUUGGGACAGUUAAGGGAAGAAGUUAUGAGUCUUAAGUCAUGUGUCAGUGAAGGAAUUCAAGCAGUAGAUGACCGAAUGACUAAACAGGAAGAUAUUAGAAGAAAAAAGAUGUGUGUCCUGAGACUUAUUCAUGUUAUUCAGUCUGUUGAGAAAAUUGAGAAGAUUCUACAUUCCCAAGGCACUAAAGAAUUGUCCUCAUUAGAGGGAAACAGCCCGCUUUUAACUGGACAGGUUUUAGAGAGAAUUGCCACAGAAUUCAAUCAACUACAAUUUCAUGCAGUACAAAGCAAAGGAAUGCCCCUUUUGGACAAAGUGAGACCGCGUAUAGCUGGAAUAACAGCUAUGUUGCAGCAGUCUCUGGAAGGGCUGCUCUUGGAAGGUCUUCAAACUUCAAAUGUUGACAUAAUACGUCACUGUCUUCGCACUUAUGCAACGAUUGACAAAACACGAGAUGCAGAAGCAUUAGUUGGUCAAGUGCUUGUAAAACCUUAUAUAGAUGAGUCUUCUUGGCAGGUGAUUGUGGAACAGUACGUUCAAUCUCAUCCUAAUGGCCUUCAGGCUAUGUACAACAAACUAUUGGAGUUUGUUCCUCAUCACUGCCGUCUCUUGCGUGAAGUAACCGGGGGAGCUAUUUCGAGUGAAAAAGCAGAUAUUGUUCCUGGAUAUGAUUUCUUAGUGAAUUCAGUGUGGCCAGCAAUAGUACAUGGUUUAGAAGAGAAAUUGCCAUCACUGUUUAACCCUGGAAACCCAGAUGUGUUUCAUGAGAAGUACAUUGCUAGUAUGGAUUUUGUACGGAAAUUUGAACGACAAUGUGGCUCCCAGGCCAGUGUGAAACGGUUAAGAUCUCAUCCCUCCUACCACAGCUUUAACAACAAAUGGAAUUUGCCAGUAUAUUUUCAAAUAAGAUUCAGAGAAAUAGCAGGGGCCUUAGAAGAAGCACUUUCAGAUACACUAGAGGAAGCACCAGCUGGCAGCUCAUACUGCCUUUUGGCCACUCACAUGGUCUGGAUGAGUCUUCUGAAGUGCUGGUCAGAUCAAAUGUUUUUACCAUUAUUAGCACACCGUCUGUGGAAACUUAGUCUGCAAAUUUUGGCACGCUACUCUGUGUUCAUUGGUGAGGUUUCUGUAAGGCCCAUUUCCAGUGAGAACGCAAAAGAAAGCAAAAAAUCUGUGCCAGUUGGUAGAAAGGAAUCUUCUGUAAGCCUCAACCCUAGUGAGGACCAAGGGAACGGGUCUUCUCCAGAAAGUCAGACGUUGCCUUCUAUAUCUAGUACUCAGUUGGUAUAUGUUGCUGCAGAUGUGGACAAACUCCAGGAUCAGAUUCCUGACAUCUUAGAAAUGAUUAAACCAAAACUUGAAACGAUUGGCUUCAAGAAUGUAUCUUGCAUUGCAGGAGCCUUGGAAGACUCAAAGAAUUCUUUAUCAGCCUGCAUGCCUACCUUGACUAACAGGAUUAUUCAGGAUCUCAGUGAGUCCUCCUUCACUUACCUGAAGAGUGCACUGGAAGUUCCAAGAUUAUAUAGGAGAACCAAUAAGCAUAUACCGUAAGAUGCAGUGCUGCUGAGUGGUGGGCUUCUUUUGGGAGAAUGACACUUCUGUCUGCUAUGUCAAGAAACUUCUUCCCAGUGAGCUAGCUGCUUGGAAUUGAUUAAAGAAGCAUCUUGCACAGAAGGAACAAGAUGAGAAUGGCUAAAAAAAGUAAUUUGUUGAGAAACUAAUAAAAAGUAAUGGUGAAAUACAGCACCAAAACCAAUUGUCUAAUCUUGGCUCGUUCUACUACUGUGACUUGCCUUUGCCAGUCUGUCUGCACACUCAUGUUGGUAGUUAGCUUGGUAUCAUUCCAGCAAGAGAGACAAAUUUGAGUGACAGGAACCACGGACUACUGCAUCCUUGCCUAAUUUGAACACAGAAGGCAGGCUGAAAUGGGCAAGGCCACAGGUCUUUUCCAUUCUCCCCUCUCCCCUUGCUCUUUCUUUCUGCUUGUUUGUGGUGGAGGGUUGCCUUGACUCACCAAAAUCAAAAGCACUUUCUUGGCUAUCACAAAGAGAGUGCACUGCCACCGGCAAUGCUGUACUUUUUUCAGUGAGUAAAUGGAAAAAAUUAGAGCUGUUAAGUCUACUUCUUUCAAGUAUAUUUACUUUUCUUUGGGUGGUGAACAUUUAGGGUAAGCUGGAAGAGAAAUUGUUUCCAAGGGAGUAGUUCAUUACUUCAAUUUAUUACUGGAGUUUCUCACUAUCUUAGUUUUAAGGACAUACUUAAUCAGAAAUUGUAUUUAAAAAGAAGAAACAACCUCAAGGCUAAUAAAUUCAUCUCUGUAGUGACUAGAUUGUUCUGUAAUAGAGAAUAUAAAGUUAAGGAAAGAGUAGAACAAAGUAUGUAAGUCAAAGGAGGGUGAAAAAAACAACCCUACUCUGUUCAGCUAUCUGAAAGCAAGCUGUGUAUAGUGAUUUGGAGGACCACCAUCAUCUCUGUUGUCCAUGGGAUGAUUAAGCAGAUGGUGGGCUAACUGUGCCAAAAGAAAGACAUAGGACCAAGCCACCUUCCAAGUCAGUUGAGUUGCUAGCUUGAGCUCUGUACUCCAUGAGUGUGACUGCAUUGCUCUCUUGGCUGUCAGUCUAACUGGCUUUAUGUGGAGAGAUGACUUGGGUAGAGAAAGUAUGUUAUUACAGUCAUAUUAAGUUCUGGCAACUUUAUUUUUACUAUGUUUUAAUACUUUGAUUUUUCAGCAGAAUUCAGAAUUGGGCAUGAGGAUAGUCUUUGCAGGAAUCACAUGUGCCAAGACUCUCUUGCUUGGCCAAGUUCUAAGAUUUGGAACUCUAAGAGGUUAAUGCGGUACUUCAGGUGUCAGAGAUUUUGUGUACCCUGCAUAUGUUCUGUUGCUUUGCAGUGCAUGAGGUUCACCCGAGCUAUGUGUGGAUCAUCCCUGCAGAGAUGAAGCAUUCUGGAACCAAAACUAGCUGAGAAGAUGAUAGUGAGGGGAUAUUAGUUAUCCCAAAAGCAGUCUUCUGGAAAAUAUACUGAGAGAGCAUGAUAGCAUAAGAACAGAAGGAAAAAUGUCUUCAGUUUAGUGAAGAAUUGUAUGAAAUAGUAGGUAUUGUAACAAAGAGCUAACAGUCUGUUGUGGACGCGGAGUCUGCUCAGCUUUCUCUGAAAUCAGUGUGAGCAGGAAGUGCAUUCAGGGAUUGUGCCCUGAUAAGAGGAGUGGCUGGCUGGCACGUGUAUCUCUCAAAAAGCUUUGGUCUUUUUGAACCUUGUUCUGUAUUAUAUCACAUUGUAUAACACUACUGAAUGACUUUGAGAUGGUGUCCUUCCUCUGUAUGAUGACCUCUUUAUUGAUUUGUCAUGAAUGGAGUAUGUAUCUCUUUGCUUAGGUGCAGGGUUAGCAUUUUGUAUAUGUGCUGGAGUUCAGUGUUGAUACUUUCAGUAAGUAAAUUACUGGUUCUUUUUC